Messenger RNA from Hydractinia symbiolongicarpus, 1411 nucleotides. RefSeq names its product putative E3 ubiquitin-protein ligase UBR7. The transcript has 11 exons. Gene Ontology annotation, molecular function: ubiquitin protein ligase activity; zinc ion binding. Lineage: Eukaryota; Metazoa; Cnidaria; Hydrozoa; Anthoathecata; Hydractiniidae. Bases 49 to 1173 code for a protein of 374 amino acids. The record is from RefSeq and is a predicted model, not a curated record. Gene Ontology annotation, cellular component: cytoplasm.
CAAGUAAACACCUAUGCCUCUUAUUCUUAGUUAAAAAAAAUAAAUAUAAUGUCAGCCAUUGAUAAUGAUUGUGAGGAAGAAGUCAUUACGAUUCAGGAUGCAGUUAAUGAGAAACUAAAACAGGAAGAGGAUGCUAUUGCAGUGUUAGGGGCUGGUGAUGAAAAUAAUUGCUCAUACAAUUUGGGUUAUGUGGAAAGACAAGCAUUGUUUUCCUGUGAGACAUGUGACCCGUUGCAUGAGAAUUUGGCAGGAGUUUGUUUCGGCUGUUCCUUGCAUUGCCAUGAAGGGCAUGAUCUGAUUGAACUUUACACAAAACGGAAUUUCAGAUGUGAUUGUGGAAAUUCAAAAUUUGGUGAUUUAACAUGCUCCUUAGAAAAGGAAAAGGAUGAAAUAAACCCGAAAAAUAAAUAUAAUCACAACUUCCAUGGUAAAUAUUGUACUUGUGGGCGACCGUAUCCUGAUCCAGAAGAUGAGGUUGAAGAUGAAAUGAUUCAAUGUAUUUUAUGUGAAGACUGGUUCCAUUCCAGGCAUUUAGGCUGUUUAGCACCGGCAGAUUAUUCAGAAAUGAUUUGUGACCAGUGUGUGAAGAAAAAUACAUUUCUACAGUUUUACAAAGACUUUACUGUUACCCCAUCUGCCACCGUAAUUAAAAACAACGAUACUAAUGACAAUGUAGAUGUGGAAUCGGCUGUUGAUUCAAAACUACUUGCUUCAACAAAUGAUACAGAGAAUUGCAAGCUUGAGAUUUUGAAGCAAAUAUAUAAAGCAGUUGAAGAGAAAGAUCUAAAAGCUUUAUUCAUGAAAGACAGCUGGCGAAAUAUGUUGUGCCAAUGUCCGAAAUGUUUGAGUAAUUAUGAAGAGAAAGAAAUUGGUUUCAUUAUUACUGAUACAGAUACAAUCUCGUUUUACGAGAAACGAGGUAAAGAAAAUGUUGAGAAGGUAUGGGAAGAAGCGGCUAACUCAAUAUCACAGAUGAACAGAGUACAACAAGUGGAACUCAUGCAAGGAUACAAUGAUCUUAAAUCAGGCUUGCAAGAAUUUUUAGGCGGUUUUAAAGAAAAUCAGGUUGUUCGAAAGGAGGACGUCGAAGGAUUUUUUGAAGAACUAAACAAGAGAAAACGAAGGCGCUUAGAUGACGGCGAAGGGAUUCCGCCGAACGUUUGCAAGUACUGACGACUCAAGUUUGAAUAAACGAGGUAAGUUCCAAUCAACGAGGCAAGUUUGAAUCAACGAGACAAUUUCGAAUCAACGAGGCAACUUUAAAUCAACGAGGCAAGCGAGCUUAACGUUGUUGUUACUUAGAAGUCUUUCUUUUGUUACUUUUUGUUAUGGAAUACUGUAUCGUAAUACUGUAUUAAAAUAUUUAAUAAACCUAAACUUUUAUAUUUGUAAAUAAAUCCAUAUUGAUGAU